GCGUCGAGAGGGAGACUUCCCACGGGAGCGGGGCCGAGGCGCGGACGUCGAGGGGCAAGCCGUGGAGGUCGAAGAAGGUCACACGCCCGGAGAGAGGACCUCGGCCCGAGCCGUUUCUGGCCAUGCCGGGACGGGUUCCCGACAUCCUUCCGGCGUCAGUGACGACCGAGAAGGAUUUGUCGGACCUCAUGGAGGCGGGCAAUUUUCGCAAGGGUCUUGCCUCACUUCCGGACGAGGGUGAGCUUCGACUGGAGCCGCAGAGGCGUCGAGGGCACAUCAUCGUGUUUACCAGUUGGUUCCACGCCGGACUGUGCUUGCCCGUACACCCGUUCCUGCUGGAGGUCUUGGAUACCUAUGGUAUCUAGUUGGCGCAGUUGAUUCCCUCGACGAUCCUGCGUCUGAACGUGUUCAGGUGGCUUUGUGAGACCGUCUUGCGGGAGCCUCCGACCAUGAGGUAUUCUUGUUGCUAUUCACCGUCCACGUGGAGGAGCUUCGCACCCCCAACGAGAGCACUUGGAGUGCUUUUGGGUCGGUCGCCGUGAGGCUCCGUCCUGGCUUCCACGACGAGUUCCCGCUGAUGCCGGCGAAGAGCGUGGUGCAUCUGUUCGACGGGUGGGACUCGCAGUGGUUCUUCCUCGAUGUUUCGGAGACGAGCUUGCGUCACUCCGGUAGGCUCCCUCGACACUCUGGGCCUGGGGGGCUUCGGGAUGUCAUCCGUCCCAUGGGCACGUCCUUGGUCGAGGAGUGGGAGCUUGCCGGGAUCAAGUCGGCUCGUUCGCAGCGUAGCUUCCGCGACCUUCUCGAGGAGAUGGUGAUGGCGGGCCACUUCAUGAUGAGGGCGUGACCACAGGUGGAGCUGGGGAUGCCCUUGGCCUUUCGUCACCCACGCCGCGCGGCUAACCCGGCUUUCUCUCGAGAGAAGGCGGCUGAGUGGGCUUCCCAGAUGGUCGGGCCAUACAACUCGGUGGAGCAUCGGGCCUACGUCGAUACCAUCAGCGAGGGAGGAUGCCACAACGUCGUGGCGGCGUGCUUCGACGACUCGGUACCGAUGCGCCCGGAUCCCAAGUUCGGGAAGCUCAUCAAGGCCGGCGAGCGGUACUCUCGUCUUGCGACUCCGUCGAUGAUCGCCGUUGGUUCUCACCUCAGAGAUACUUGUGGCAAGGUGAAGCCUCAGGUCGUGCUUGGGUUGGGUGUGCCGGUGGCCCCAAUGCCCAAGAUCCCUCGUCCUCUGAGUUCACGCAAGAGGAAGGCUCCUUCUCUUGACCUAGCCGACGUGGCUGAGUCGAGGUCUCCCUUGAGAGAGUCCAUGGACAUGCACCUAGCCGGGAAGAUCGACAUUGAGAAGAUCUGCCUCCGUCGCCUCACGAGCGUGCAGUUUUCUCCCAGAGGACCGGGCUUCAGCUUGUGGUGGAUACCUCCUCGGAAGCUAGCGGCACGGGUGUUCCGGUGUUCUCUUUGGCUCGUGGGCCUGUCGAGGAGGAGCUUCCUGCCACCAGUACGGGGCCUGGGGCGCCUGAUGCUCCCGAGGCCGAGCCCCCGAUUCCGGAGGAGGGAGAGGUGCUUCCGAGGACCGAGGGAGGAGUGAGAGACCCGCUCGAGGCAUUGGAGCUUGCUUGGUCGAGGCCGUGGGCACUCUUCCCGCUCUCAAGGCUCAGGUUGGGGUGCUUUCGGCGGCCUUGGAUGCCGAGAUCUCGAAGGCUACCCUUGCCCUGAAUGAGUUGGCUUUGGAGAGGGCGCGGCGAGAGGCCGUCGAGACUGAGCUUUCUCGGGUGUCAGCGGAGCUUGCGGCCAUGGAGGCGAGGGCUCACCUUGCCGAGGAGGGCCAAAAGGAUGCGAUCGCAAAGACCCGUCGUGCCGAGGAGGACUUGGUGGUGGCCAGCCUCAACAUGGAGCACGCUCGAGCGGAGGUUGCCUCCCUCAAUGCGGAGUCGGAGGAUGCCGGGUUCGGACCAGUGUUCGCCCCUCGUGCUCGCGCCCCCUCGGAUAGCCGUCCGGAGGUGGUCUCGCUCCUGCUCGCCCAGGCUUUGGAGAUUCGAGAGAUGAUACUCUGUUUGAAGGGCUCCCCUCAGCCGGAUCUUCCCCCAUGUCGUACGACGGAUGAGGCGAGUAGGGUGCUUACUUCACAGGUGGAGCUCCUUGAGCCCGCUAUGAAGAGGUGCCUCUUGAGUACGGGUGCUCGACUUGUUUCAUCGGCAGUCGCGGCUGUCCUGGACUUGAGGGUGAGAUGACUCACGGGGCGAAGAAGGUUCUGGCGGACCAGGGAGCUUCUCUUCGCGCUCUGGCUCGACGCUUCGUGCGUUGCCUUGAGCCUGCUCUUCAGGAGAGUGACGGUGGGGCUUGAGUCUUGUGGCCUUUCGAGGCAACAAGGUACCCCAGCUGCAUACUUAUGCGAUGUUGCAUAUCCACUUAUGACAUAGCCUCAUGACUUGCACGUUCUAGGCUUAGACAUAGAGGUUGUAAGGCAGCUUUUUUGAUGUGUUUCAUGCUUCGCUAUGUAGUCAACAUUGUCGGAAAUGUCAACUUAGCUCGGCAUGUAUUUUCUUA
Brachypodium distachyon (stiff brome) is the source of this 2544-nucleotide messenger RNA. RefSeq lists its product as uncharacterized. NCBI's taxonomy places the organism in Eukaryota, Viridiplantae, Streptophyta, Magnoliopsida, Poales, Poaceae. The coding region runs from base 863 to 1585 and encodes 240 amino acids. The record is from RefSeq and is a predicted model, not a curated record. The transcript has 4 exons.